GCUAGUGAACGUGAGAGGGUUUCGCCGGAGCUUGCGGGAACUUCUUUCUGGCAGACGGAUAUCAAAACUGACUGGGAAGAUGCUGGCCUCCAAGCACACGCCAUGGAGGCGGCUUCAGGGCAUUUCGUUCGGGAUGUAUUCGGCCGAGGAGCUCAAGAAAUUAAGUGUUAAAUCCAUUACAAAUCCUCGCUAUGUGGACAGCCUGGGAAACCCUUCAGCAAAUGGCCUGUAUGAUUUGGCUUUGGGUCCGGCAGAUUCCAAAGAAGUGUGCUCUACCUGCGUGCAGGACUUCAACAACUGCUCGGGACACCUGGGCCACAUUGAGCUCCCGCUCACCGUGUACAACCCUCUCCUCUUCGAUAAACUCUACCUUCUGCUCCGAGGUUCCUGUUUAAGUUGCCACAUGCUGACUUGUCCUCGGGCUGCCAUUCACCUGUUGGUCUGCCAGCUUCGAGUCCUGGAAGUUGGAGCUCUACAAGCGGUCUAUGAGCUUGAAGGAAUUCUGAGCAGGUUUCUGGAAGAAACUGCUGAUCCUUCUGCCUUUGAAAUUCAAGAAGAGUUAGAAGAAUACACAAACAAAAUUCUACAGAACAACCUCUUGGGGUCCCAAGGUGCACAUGUGAAAAAUGUCUGUGAAAGCAGGAGCAAACUUGUUGCUCACUUCUGGAAGACGCAUAUGGCCGCUAAGCGAUGUCCGCACUGCAAGACCGGACGGUCAGUGGUUCGAAAGGAACACAACAGUAAGCUAACAAUUACCUACCCAGCCACGGUGCACAGAAAGUCUGGCCAGAAGGAUGCAGAGCCCCCAGAAGGAGUACCGGCAGCUCCAGGAAUUGAAGACGCUCUGCUGGGGAAGCGAGGGUACCUGACACCUAGCAGCGCCCAAGAGCAUCUUUUUGCCAUUUGGAAGAACGAAGGAUUCUUCCUGAAUUACCUUUUUUCGGGAUUGGAUGAUAUUGGCAUGGAGUCCAGUUUCAACCCUAGUAUGUUCUUUCUAGAUUUCAUAGUGGUGCCGCCUUCCAGAUAUCGCCCCGUCAACCGCCUGGGGGACCAGAUGUUUACUAACGGCCAGACCGUGAACUUGCAAGCUGUCAUGAAGGAUGCAGUUUUGAUCCGGAAACUUCUGGCGUUGAUGGCCCAAGAACAGAAGCUACCCUGUGAGGUGACAGAACUCACCACAGACAAGGAAAAUGAAUCUUCAGUUGUUAUCGACCGAUCCUUUUUAAGUAUGCUUCCAGGCCAAUCUCUCACAGAUAAGCUUUACAACAUUUGGAUUCGCCUUCAGAGCCACGUCAAUAUUGUGUUUGACAGUGAGAUGGACAAAUUAAUGUUGGAAAAGUACCCUGGCAUAAGACAGAUCCUUGAGAAGAAGGAAGGCCUGUUCCGGAAGCACAUGAUGGGAAAGCGAGUCGACUAUGCUGCCCGUUCGGUCAUUUGCCCAGAUAUGUACAUCAACACGAAUGAGAUUGGGAUUCCCUUGGUAUUUGCCACAAAACUGACCUACCCUCAGCCAGUUACCCCCUGGAACGUGCAGGAACUGAGACAAGCAGUCAUUAAUGGACCCAACGUGCACCCAGGAGCCUCCAUGGUCAUCAAUGAGGAUGGCAGUCGCACAGCCCUGAGCGCAGUAGAUGCUACACAGCGGGAAGCUGUGGCCAAACAGCUCUUGACACCAGCCACAGGCGCUCCUAAGCCCCAGGGGACAAAAAUUGUGUGCCGGCACGUGAAGAAUGGGGACAUUCUCCUACUGAACCGACAGCCUACCUUGCACAGACCCUCCAUCCAGGCCCACCGUGCCCACAUUCUGCCUGAAGAAAAGGUCCUACGCCUUCACUAUGCCAACUGCAAAGCCUAUAAUGCUGACUUUGAUGGAGACGAGAUGAACGCCCACUUCCCCCAGAGUGAGUUAGGCCGAGCUGAAGCCUAUGUCCUGGCCUGCACUGAUCAGCAGUAUCUUGUUCCCAAGGAUGGCCAGCCAUUGGCAGGACUGAUUCAAGAUCACAUGGUUUCAGGUGCAAACAUGACCAUUCGGGGAUGCUUUUUCACCCGGGAGCAGUACAUGGAGCUGGUGUACCGAGGGCUCACAGACAAAGUGGGACGUGUGAAGCUCUUUGCUCCUGCCAUCCUGAAGCCCUACCCACUGUGGACAGGAAAGCAGGUUGUGUCAACCCUGCUCAUAAACAUAAUCCCAGAGGACUACAUCCCCCUGAACUUAUCUGGAAAGGCAAAAAUUGGCAGUAAAGCCUGGGUGAAGGAAACUCCACGGCCUGUCCCUGACUUUGACCCUGACUCCAUGUGUGAGUCUCAGGUGAUCAUCAGGGAAGGGGAGCUGCUCUGUGGAGUGCUGGACAAGGCACACUACGGGAGCUCUGCCUAUGGCCUGGUCCACUGCUGCUAUGAGAUCUAUGGGGGUGAGACCAGCGGCAGGGUUCUCACCUGCCUAGCCCGCCUCUUCACUGCCUACCUGCAGCUCUAUAGAGGUUUCACCUUGGGUGUAGAAGACAUUUUGGUUAAGCCAGAUGCAGACAUGAAGAGACAGCGCAUCAUUGAAGAAUCCACCCAGUGUGGGCCCCGGGCUGUCAGAGCUGCAUUGAACCUGCCAGAAGCUGCAUCAUGUGAUGAGAUCCAAGGGAAAUGGCAGGAUGCCCAUCUGGGGAAAGACCAGAGGGAUUUUAAUAUGAUUGAUAUGAAGUUCAAGGAGGAAGUGAACCAUUACAGCAAUGAGAUCAACAAGGCAUGUAUGCCUUUCGGUUUGCACAGACAGUUCCCUGAGAACAACCUGCAGAUGAUGGUGCAGUCGGGAGCCAAAGGGUCAACCGUGAACACAAUGCAAAUCUCUUGCCUGCUGGGCCAGAUUGAGUUGGAAGGUCGGAGACCCCCUUUGAUGGCAUCUGGCAAGUCACUACCCUGCUUCGAGCCUUACGAGUUCACCCCCAGGGCUGGUGGCUUCGUCACUGGAAGGUUCCUUACUGGUAUCAGGCCUCCUGAGUUCUUCUUUCACUGCAUGGCGGGACGAGAAGGCCUGGUGGACACUGCUGUCAAAACCAGCCGAUCUGGCUAUCUCCAAAGGUGUAUCAUCAAGCACCUGGAAGGGCUGGUCAUCCAGUAUGAUCUGACAGUCCGUGAUAGCGACGGCAGCGUGGUACAGUUCCUAUAUGGGGAGGAUGGCCUGGACAUCCCCAAGACACAGUUCCUGCAGCCCAAGCAGUUCCCCUUCCUGGCCAGCAACUAUGAGGUGAUAAUGAAGUCCAAGCAUCUUCAGGAAGUUUUAUCCAGAGCAGAUCCCCAGAAAGUGCUCCGCCACUUCAAAGCCAUUAAGAAAUGGCAUAGCAAGCAUUCCAGUGCCCUGCUGCGAAGAGGCGCCUUCCUGAGUUUUUCCCAGAAGAUUCAGGCAGCUGUGAAAGCCUUGAACCUAAAGGGCAAGAACGAGAAUGGCCGCAGCCCAGAAACCCAGCAGAUGUUGCAGAUGUGGUAUGAACUAGAUGAGCAGAGCCGAUGGAAAUACCAGAAGAGGGCUGCUCCUUGUCCCGACCCUAGCCUGUCUGUGUGGCGCCCAGACAUCUACUUUGCGUCUGUGUCUGAAACAUUUGAAAAAAAAAUUGAUGACUACACUCAGGAGUGGGCAGCUCAAGCAGAGAGGAGUUACAAGAAAUCAGAGCUUUCUCUAGACAGCCUGAGAACCUUACUGCAGCUAAAGUGGCAGCGCUCCCUGUGUGACCCAGGCGAGGCUGUUGGCCUACUGGCUGCCCAGAGCAUCGGGGAGCCCUCCACACAGAUGACACUGAACACCUUCCACUUUGCAGGCAGAGGCGAGAUGAAUGUCACUCUGGGCAUUCCAAGACUGAGGGAGAUUCUCAUGGUGGCCAGUGCCAACAUCAAGACACCCAUGAUGAGUGUGCCUGUGUUCAACACCAAGAAAGCAUUGAAGAGAGUGAAGAGCCUAAAGAAGCAGCUCACCAGGGUGUGCCUGGGGGAGGUAUUGCAGAAAGUCGAUGUCCAAGAGUCCUUCCAUAUGGGAGAAAAACAGAACAAAUUCCGGAUGUAUGAGCUCCGGUUUCAGUUCCUGCCACAUGCAUAUUACCAGCAGGAGAAGUGCCUGAGACCUGAGGACAUCUUGCACUUCAUGGAAACCAGAUUCUUUAAACUACUAAUGGAAGCCAUCAAAAAGAAGAAUAGCAAAGCAUCGGCCUUCAGAAGUGUGAAUACUAGAAGGGCUACACAGAAGGACCUUGAUGACGCGGAGGACUCCGGGAAGAACCGGAGAGAGGAAGAAGGGGAUGAAGAGGAGGAGGGGAACAUUGUGGAUGCUGAAGCUGAGGAGGGCGAUGCAGAUGCUUCUGACACCAAACGCAAGGAGAAGCAAGAGGAGGAGGUUGACUAUGAGAGUGAGGAAGAAGGGGAGGAGGAAGUGGAGGAGGAGGAUGCCCAAGAGGAAGGGAACAUCAACAGUGAAGGUGCCCACCAGGCUCAUGAGCCAGGUGAGGAAGAGGGUUCAGGCCUGGAGGAGGAAUCAUCCCAGAAGCCUCCCCGCCGGCACUCCAGGCCUCAGGGAGCAGAGGCUGUGGAACGCAGGAUCCAGACUGUGCGGGAGGCCCACUCAUUCGUUGAGGACUACCAGUAUGACACAGAGGAGAGCCUAUGGUGCCAGGUAACUCUGAAGCUCCCACUGAUGAAGACUAAUUUUGACAUGAGCUCCUUGGUUAUGGCCUUGGCCCACAAUGCCAUUGUCUAUACAACCAAGGGAAUCACUCGGUGCCUCCUGAACGAAACAACCAACAGUAAGAAUGAGAAGGAGCUUGUGCUGAACACAGAGGGAAUCAACCUCCCCGAGCUGUUCAAGUACUCCGAGGUGCUGGACCUGCGCCGCCUCUACUCCAAUGACAUCCACGCCAUGGCCAACACUUACGGCAUCGAGGCUGCACUGAGGGUCAUUGAGAAGGAGAUUAAGGAUGUGUUUGCAGUGUAUGGCAUUGCAGUUGACCCUCGCCAUCUCUCCCUGGUCGCUGACUAUAUGUGUUUUGAGGGUGUUUAUAAGCCACUCAAUCGCUUUGGGAUCCAGUCAAGUUCCUCCCCUUUGCAGCAGAUGACAUUUGAAACCAGCUUCCAGUUUCUCAAACAGGCAACCAUGAUGGGAUCCCAUGAUGAACUGAAAUCACCUUCAGCCUGUCUCGUGGUGGGGAAAGUCGUCAAAGGCGGGACAGGCCUGUUCGAGCUCAAGCAGCCCCUAAGAUAGCAGCAUUGUCUGCCUAGCCCGGAGGACCUGAGGGUGGGCACAGCUGGCCAUUCAGAGUGACAUAGCAGACCUUGGGCUCCAGAAAGCAGCUUGGGCCAGCUUCACUUUUCUGCUCCCAUCUCGGGUUCAGUAACAAGGCUGCCCAAGCCCUCAGGAUGACCAUGGCUUUACCUGUGCUCCAGGAGGCCUCGGCCAAAUCCCUGACGAAUGCCCAGGACUUCACAGCAAAAAUGCCACUGUGAGCCAUUGCUGUUGGCAGUCCCAGGUGCCACCGGUGAGAACCAUUGCCAGUGGCUGAGAAAGCAUCCCUGGGGCCUCCUGAAGAGCCUGAAAGGACAUGAAAUGGCUUCCCCUCCCUGCCCUCUUUGGUGCAGCCUCCAGAGGAGAGUACUCAAAGAGUCUCCACCCAGGCCAAAGACAAAGUGACGCAAGGCCCUGCCUGGUCCUGUUGGCAUUGCUGUAUGACUGCAUGCACCAGAGCAGACUAGCCCCACAGCCAGGACAUCUCCGGGACCCCAGCAGUUCUCUACCUCACAGAAAGCCCCAGGGGUCCCUCUGGGGCUAUUUAGCAAGUAGCCUGGCCUUCCUGCCUCUGCUCCUAGCUUCAUGUCAAAGCCUGCAGUCACCCACGGGCUCUGUACUGUGAGGUCUUUGAGGCAUGCGAUAAGGUGUCCUGACUAGGACGAAAGGGCAGAGGCUUUGUUCGACCAUGGCCGAUUCUAUUUUUGUCCACUGUUGUUCCAGCAUGGUCUGAGUAAUAAACAUAGCCAGGACUGGCUGUUGGGAGAGA
Molecule: messenger RNA, 6023 nt
Organism: Microtus oregoni (creeping vole)
Lineage: Eukaryota; Metazoa; Chordata; Mammalia; Rodentia; Cricetidae
Gene: Polr1a
Product: RNA polymerase I subunit A
Exons: 34
Coding region: 80-5233 (1717 amino acids)
Biological process (GO): DNA-templated transcription
Cellular component (GO): RNA polymerase I complex
Molecular function (GO): DNA binding; DNA-directed RNA polymerase activity
Source: RefSeq, a predicted model, not a curated record